ACGAAAAUUAAAAUGGCGCGGUGCAAUUUGCGUGCUUCGGGAGUCACUCGCGCAAGUUUAAACUUGCGUGCGCCAGUUUAAACUUGCGCGGGGGACUCAAAUUGCGCUCGAUAGCCCACCGUAGUACUAGCCCACUGUAUUGGCUCUGCAAGGAAUCGCAGCCGUACUGCUUUGAAAUUGAAUAGAAAUGUCUGACGAACAGGAACAGCAAGGGCCAACCACUACUGUGGAAGAACCUUUGGAUCUUGUUCGGCUUAGCCUGGAUGAACGCAUUUAUGUCAAGAUGAGGAAUGACAGAGAACUAAAAGGCCGCUUGAAUGCAUAUGACCAACAUCUUAACAUGAUCCUCGGUGAUGUAGAAGAGACAGUAACAACCAUGGAGAUAGAUGAAGAGACUUAUGAGGAAAUCUAUAAGGUUGAAUCACUUGCAUGUCCCUCCCUCCCUAGAACUCUUUGGGGCCACUCUGCAAACGGAGGUAAACAGAGGUGAGGUGUUUUCUGCAAUGGAAUUCCAAAAAAAAAGGAUUACCCAUUCUGACCACAAAAAGAAAUAUUUCUAUGCUGUUUGUCCGUGGAGAUGGAGUCAUAUUGGUGUCACCACCAUUGCGAUCUGGAACACUGUAGGUGCUGAUGGCUAUGGUUAGUUUACUUCAACUGUCAGUGUUGACAUUGUGUUGACAUUUGUUAUAGCUUUGACAAGUGUUGUAUGUGUGUGUGACCCACAUAAGUUGACAGAUCUACCUGUGCCUUAACCGCUCCAUCAAAGUCCAUCCCUUCAUUUUGGACUAUUUUGGCAGAUAAAACAUGUGUACCAAGUCCAUCAAAAUCCAUCAGCACCAGUGUUUGAUUGCAACGAAUUUGGUCCUGAAGCAUCAUGUGAAGCAGAGUGACUGAUGGAUUUUGACGGACAUGGUCUGUUAGUUUUAGUAAAACUAGAGAGUUGGGGUUUACACAAGUGUCCCUGGCCAAUUUGGUGACAUUCCAGUUGAUCUUACUAUUUAAAGCCAGUUGUUAUUACAGUUUGUUUUAAGGCCGGUUCAUACUUUCAUACAUGAGAAUGCUAUGCGAAGGAGAUGUCAAGAAGCUUUCGCUGCAAAUUUUGCCAGAGGUGAAAUGUGUUCAACUUUUGUGUUCAACUUGCCCUAAUGUCACAAAUUUGUGUUUGUGUUCAUUUCAUGCAAAUUUGAACUGGCCUUUAGAAGUAUUACAUGUACUUGACUGUUAAUUAGGUUUCAUGAGUUUUCCCUUUAAUUGUACGUACCUGAUUAUUUUAUGUCCACAUGAAUUAAGAUUAAAGUUGUAUUUGUGCCAUGUGACCAAUCUCUGUUUUGAGAUUGUGAGGUUCUGAAAAGAACUGGGGAAACACAACAUUUUGGACAGCAUGCUCUGCCCAUUGUCAGGAAACAGACAAUAGGAGAUUUGUUACAUGGUGCUUCUGCAAAUUUACUGUUAUUGCUUACUUCACCAUAUCAACCUUCAAAAUUAUCUACAUGAAUUGUUAAAUUAUGUUCUCAUAAAUGUUUCCAUUAUUAAUGUUGCUUUUAAUCUCAAAUGAAGAAAACUGGGACAUAGAGUUUCAAUUCAAUUUGACGCGUCACAAAAAAUUUCCCAUUAACAAAAUAGAAUGAUCAGCAAUAGGCCUUGGAAAGCUGAAGCGAGUUUGAGUGAGUAUUCACUUUCAUGUUUUAAUGCUGUGUUGGUACGAGUUUUGCAAGGGAAAAAAUACUAACCUAAUUAACCCUAACAUUUGCAGGUUGCAGAUACAUGUCCUUCAAAGUUGCCUGGAGAAAUAUGAAGGAUUGAAGAAGGUAGAGCCUAGCCAUUAUUAUUUUACAUGGGGAUGCCCCUUGAAAUUUGUAGUAGAAAGAAUGUGUAAUUGGGUAACUGCUCGACAGAGGCAGGAAGGAUUAAGGAAGAUUUAUAUCAGAGUUUUAAUUUGUAGAGAGAUUUUAAUUUUUCUUGCUGGAAAUUUUUCAACAAAGUCAGUUUCUUCACUUGACUAUUAGGAAUGGUAAUUAAUUUACCAUAGACUACAUACAUUUCAUGUACUUGCAGUAAUUAAAGUCACCUUUGAAAAAGGAACACAG
Patiria miniata (bat star) is the source of this 2087-nucleotide messenger RNA. RefSeq names its product U6 snRNA-associated Sm-like protein LSm3. Gene Ontology annotation, cellular component: U6 snRNP; precatalytic spliceosome; U4/U6 x U5 tri-snRNP complex. The transcript is spliced from 5 exons. NCBI's taxonomy places the organism in Eukaryota, Metazoa, Echinodermata, Asteroidea, Valvatida, Asterinidae. The coding region runs from base 188 to 490 and encodes 100 amino acids. Gene Ontology annotation, biological process: P-body assembly; mRNA splicing, via spliceosome. Gene Ontology annotation, molecular function: RNA binding. The record is from RefSeq and is a predicted model, not a curated record.